AUGGCGUCCUACCACCGAGUGCUGGAGACUUUUGGUCGAUCUGUUCAAGAUAUUACCCUAGAAUGCGACUGUGAUAUUCACCCCUGGGAGAUCUCUAUCAAUGGAGAACGAUGGGCUGGCAAGAUCCGAUUAAUCGGCUUCGUGGAUGUGUUUUUCGUCAUUUCAUACUCAGCCAACGCCCGAUUUGAGCAUGGAAUUAUCGUUUAUAAGGACAAGCUAGCCGUGGAAGAAAUCACAGGUCAUAUCCCCGAUGCAAAGCCAAAGCCUGCAGAAAAGGCCAAAUCGAGCCAGGAAAGCGAAAACAAUGACGCCAAAGCAGAGCACGAAGAGCCUGAGGAUCUUGAUGAAGCCGAAGAAGAGGAUCCAAACGCAAAGCCCACCGAGGCAGAGUCCGAGGAAGCCAAACCCAAGCCGGCGGAAGAACAAGCCAGCAAGGCAGAGCAGACACAAGACAGCAAGCCAACGGCUGAGGAGAUGGCACCCGAAUUCCGUAAAACUAGCACCUACACGAUCAGCAGUUGGGGUCACCCAGUCGGAUUGCGGGCCACAUAUCCCAAGUCUUGGAUCCAAAAAUACAAGGUGGAGAUCACCAAGCCCUGUAGUUGGGCACUCGGCAAGCGUAUCAUGCGGGGCUUGAAGCCACACAGCACCUACGACCUGAUGAAUGAUGUAAUUCGUUGUGGUAUCAUCACUCAAGGUCAGCUAGUGGGUCACAUUAUGGGGGUUGUUCUCGCGGGUUCGCAAAUGGACGACAUGGCCAAACGAUACAUUCAAGGAUUGACAUCGGGGGAUGGUGCUGGGCGGCAAGCAUUGUCGAAUGAAAAGAUCUAG
This is a messenger RNA of Penicillium pulvis, 831 nucleotides long. RefSeq lists its product as uncharacterized. The transcript has 5 exons. The record is from RefSeq and is a predicted model, not a curated record. NCBI's taxonomy places the organism in Eukaryota, Fungi, Ascomycota, Eurotiomycetes, Eurotiales, Aspergillaceae. The coding region runs from base 1 to 831 and encodes 276 amino acids.